Molecule: messenger RNA, 336 nt
Organism: Naumovozyma castellii
Lineage: Eukaryota; Fungi; Ascomycota; Saccharomycetes; Saccharomycetales; Saccharomycetaceae
Gene: RPP2B
Product: ribosomal protein P2
Exons: 1
Coding region: 1-336 (111 amino acids)
Source: RefSeq, a predicted model, not a curated record
AUGAAAUACUUAGCUGCUUACUUAUUAUUAGUUCAAGGUGGUAACGCUGCCCCAUCCGCUGCCGACAUCAAGUCUGUUAUUGACUCUGUUGGUCUAGAAGUUGAUGAAACUAGAAUCAACUCCUUGUUGUCUUCUUUGGAAGGUAAGGGUUCUCUAGAUGAAAUCAUUGCUGCUGGUGCUCAAAAGUUCGCUUCCGUUCCAGCUGGUGGUGUCGCUACUGGUGGUGCUGCUGUUGGUGGUGCUUCAUCUGGUGCUGCUGGUGCCGCUGCUGAAGAAAAGGAAGAAGAAGCUAAGGAAGAAUCCGAUGAUGACAUGGGUUUCGGUCUUUUCGAUUAA